AUGGCUCAAACAGUGAAGGUAAUAGAGCAAUGUCAAAUUAGUCCUCCACCAGGUUCGGUUCCUUCAACAUCUAUUCCACUUACUUUCCUUGACCUUCCAUGGCUUUGUUGCCCCCCAAUUAAACGUAUUUUUCUCUAUGAGUUCCCUUAUUCCACCCAAUACUUCUUCCAAACUUUCCUUCCAACUCUCAAGCACUCUCUUUCUCUCACUCUCCAACACUUCUUCCCUUUCUCUGCCAAUCUAGUGUUCCCUCCGAAGCCAAACAAACCUCAUAUCCUCUACUCCCAUGAUGACUGUAUCUCCUUCACCGUGGUAGAGUCCACAGCAGAUUUCACCAAACUUGUGUCUGAUUCCCCAAGAGAUGUUAAGGACUUGCAUCCUUUUGUUCCUUUGUUGCCUUCAUCACGUACCUUAGAAGAUGGCACGUUUUUGUUCCCUCUCAUGGCCAUUCAGGUGACUGUUAUGUCCAAUUCCGCCUUUAGCAUAUGCAUAACUUUCAGCCACGUGGUGGCAGAUGGGAGGGCAUUUCAUCACUUCAUGAAAUUUUGGGCCUCUAUUUGUAAGUCAAAAGGAGACUUGGCUUUCCUUGAAGGCUCUCUUUCUCUACCCUUGCACAACAGAAAUAUCAUUGACGACCCAAUAAGCCUUAAGCCCAUUUUCUCAGAAGAAUUGUGGAAUUUGUCGCUCCAAAACCUGAACUCCAAGGGCCUCAUACAUGACGUUCCUAGUGACAUGGUGCGUCAUAUGAUUGUGUUGAGCCAUGACCAUAUUGAGAAACUCAAGAGAUGGGUCUCUGUCAGAUGCAAAAGCCAUGAUCCAGCAACACUACACAUAACAACAUUUGUGGUAACAUGUUCUUUGAUUUGGGUUUGUAAGGUGAAAUCAGAAGAGAUUAAAGAUGGCAUAAUACUUCCCAAUAAUGAUGAGUCCUACGUCUUAACCUUUGUGGCAGAUUGUCGUAACCGUCCACAACUUUCAACUCAGUUGGAAUACUUUGGAAAUUGUUUGGUUAGUGGCAAUGUUGUGUUGAAAAGGAGCACGCUUGUGGCAGGAAAUGGUAUUUUGGAGGCGGCCAUUGCUAUUGGUAGCAAAGUUAGAUAUAUGCAAUGUGAAAUUUUUGAAGGGGCUGAAACAUUGAUGUCAAAUUUAACAGAAUUUGACAAGUUGGGGCAGCAUGUGACAGUAAUUGCAGGCUCACCUAAGUUGGAAGUGUAUGAGACUGACUUUGGAUGGGGAAAGCCCAAGAGGAGUGAAGUAGUUAAUGUAGAAAUUUCAGGAACAAUCUCUUUUUCUGACUGUAGGGACGAAGAAGGUAAAAUUGAAGUUGGGUUAGCACUUCAAAAGAUUCAAAUGAAGAAAUUUUGUACCAUAUUGCAAGAGCAGCUAAGAGAAAUUGCAAUUCUUUGAGUAAAAAUCUCCAUUCUAAGCUCUGUAUGCAAAUUAUAAUGAUUUUGUACUAAUUAUUAUAAAUGUCAAGGUCACGUUUGCUAAUUUUGCUCUAAUGAUAGUAACUGUUACGUAUAAAUGUUAUGCUGAUGGAAAGAAAAUCUAAGUUUUAGUUCAAAGAAAAUUUUCUUUUUAAUGUCAAGUAAUGUUCUUCUCAAAAAUAAUAUUAGCUUUUUGAGGAGAUUGCAUUCUAGCUUGCACGAAACCUGUGCUGGCAAAACACGCCGUUGACCUGCUCUUUUGCUGCGUAAUAGUUUCU
Messenger RNA from Abrus precatorius (Indian licorice), 1705 nucleotides. Its product is annotated as coumaroyl-CoA:anthocyanidin 3-O-glucoside-6''-O-coumaroyltransferase 1-like. The transcript has a single exon. Lineage: Eukaryota; Viridiplantae; Streptophyta; Magnoliopsida; Fabales; Fabaceae. The record is from RefSeq and is a predicted model, not a curated record. The coding region runs from base 1 to 1407 and encodes 468 amino acids.